Onychomys torridus (southern grasshopper mouse) is the source of this 153-nucleotide messenger RNA. Its product is annotated as putative 60S ribosomal protein L39-like 5. Gene Ontology annotation, cellular component: ribosome; cytosolic large ribosomal subunit. Bases 1 to 153 code for a protein of 50 amino acids. Lineage: Eukaryota; Metazoa; Chordata; Mammalia; Rodentia; Cricetidae. The record is from RefSeq and is a predicted model, not a curated record. Gene Ontology annotation, molecular function: structural constituent of ribosome. Gene Ontology annotation, biological process: translation. The transcript has a single exon.
AUGUCUGCUCACAAGACUUUCAUACUCAAGCAAUUCCCAGCCAAGAAACAAAAGCAAAAUCGUUCUAUUCCUCAAUGGGUUCGAAUGAAAACUGGUAACAAAAUCAGGUCCAACUCCAAGAGAAGACACUGGAAAAUGAAGCUGGGUCUGUGA